AGAGCUCGCGCUCCAAACGCUUCCCACAACCCUCAAAGUCCCAUCCAACGGCUAAAAAUUCACAUUCCCAGUAGCCAAGAAAAAUAUACUACCAUAGCCAUAUAAACAGCUUGGUUCCACUACCAUCCUUGCUUCCACAUUUGUUUUAGAAAUCAAAGCAAACAAGGGGUGCUAGAAGAUAAGAAGAUGGCUUCUCUUCCCAUCGCCUUCGCUGUUCCUUCUGUUAGAGUGUACGCAGCCACAGCAGCUAAAGGAGCAGGGGGCGGCAAAGAGGAGAAAGGGCUUCUUGACUGGAUUAUUGGGAGUUUGCAAAAGGAAGACCAGUUCUAUGAGACUGACCCCAUCCUCAAGAAAGUGGAGGGGAAGAACAAUGGUGGCACCGCCAGUGGACGCAAGAACUCUGUUGCUGUCCCCCAGAAGAAGAAGAGUGGAGGCUUUGGUGGACUGUUUGCCAAGAAUGAUUAAGUUUGUCUGUUAAACUUUAUCUGUCAGCAUUUGAUGAUUCUUGAACUCUAAGUUGUAUGUUUCUAUCUCUUGAACACUACAUACUUUUUUUGGUUUCUUUUCUUCCAUGUCUAAGAAUUAUGAAUUCAUUUCAAGUCA
Molecule: messenger RNA, 603 nt
Organism: Populus trichocarpa (black cottonwood)
Lineage: Eukaryota; Viridiplantae; Streptophyta; Magnoliopsida; Malpighiales; Salicaceae
Exons: 1
Coding region: 187-465 (92 amino acids)
Cellular component (GO): chloroplast
Source: RefSeq, a predicted model, not a curated record